This is a messenger RNA of Cyphellophora attinorum, 2664 nucleotides long. RefSeq names its product RHO GTPase-activating protein RGD1. Gene Ontology annotation, cellular component: cytoplasm. The record is from RefSeq and is a predicted model, not a curated record. NCBI's taxonomy places the organism in Eukaryota, Fungi, Ascomycota, Eurotiomycetes, Chaetothyriales, Cyphellophoraceae. Gene Ontology annotation, biological process: signal transduction; regulation of GTPase activity. Bases 1 to 2664 code for a protein of 887 amino acids. The transcript has 2 exons.
AUGUCGACAUCAUUUGAGCAAGGUCGCGAAACGCUCGAGGGCCGUAGCUCACCCGUGCCCUCGAACCCAGCAGCCGACAGAGACUCGCGACAUGAGAACGACCUGCCCCAGCCACCUCAAUCUCAGUCUGAAGCAGGACAGACGCCGCCAAAGAGCGAGCCACUGAGCUCAGAAGCUAGGGAACGCUUGGAACACGUCUUGAACUCGGACAUCGGCCUGACGACGCUGCUGAACCGCCUCAAGCAGAGCAUUAGCUCGGCUCGAGACUUCUCAGGAUUUCUGAGAGAACGUGCGACUUUGGAAGAGAAGCACGCUCAAAGUUUGAAGAGACUAAGUCGAAGCACACAUGAGAUCGUCAGGAGGCCGGAGAGCAGGAGUGGCUCGUUUGCGACUGCAUUCGAGGAGUCGACCAAGAUUCACGAUCGCAUUGCCGACAAUGGCCUGCAAUUCGCCCAAAGCUUGAACAGCAUAUACAAUGAGAUUCAAGAGCUGAUGAACAACACUGAGCGGAAUCGCAAGCACUGGAAGCAUACCGGAAUGGAAGCAGAGAAUCGAGUUUCUGAGGCAGAGAAUGCUAUGUCAAAGGCGAAAGGUCGGUACAACAACUUGGCAGAUCAGUAUGAUCGGGCAAGGACGGGCGAAAAGUCAGGCGGAAAGUUUGGCAUCAAGGGUCACAAGUCAGCCGCCCAGCAGGAAGAGGAUCUGCACCGGAAAAUGGAAGCUGCAGAUGGAGAAUAUGCGGCCAAGGUACAGGCUGCACAAGCUGCUCGACAGGAUCUGAUCAACACGCAUCGACCUCAAGCCACACGAGCCCUCCAGGCCAUCAUCAAGGAAUGCGACGGAGCUCUGAGCAUGCAGUUCGCCAAGUACGUCACAUUGACGGAACGGUUACUGCUUGGCAACGGUCUUUGUGUCAGCCCGCUCAAGAACGCAGGCAGUCCAGCACGAAGUCUUCGCGAUGUUGUGCAUGCUGUCGACAACGAGAAAGACUUUAACGACCACAUCUUGAGCUUCUCGGCCAAAGCCUCACAGCGAGGGCCAGAGAUUCGCUAUGAGAAGCACCCAUCAAUGGGCUCCAAGCAGCAGAUCCCACAGCAACCUCAAUAUGGCGGCAAUCCAAUGCAGGGUACUCCGGAUCGGAUCAACACCGGCUUCAACGGGCCUAACGAUCACAAUCGCCAAUUCAGUCACUCAGAGCAAAUGUCUGGCGUGACACCAUCAGCAGCAGGCUUUUCUGCUACGCCUCACUCAGCACACAGCAACCAGAACUACUCGCAAAGUCCUUUUAAUAACUCGCCUCUACCACAACUGCCGCCCAUAGCGCUGGAUGGUGACAACGAGCACAAGCCGGAGAACGGCACGCCAACCAGAUCGCCUCAAAAUCAGCAAUUUGGUGGAGCUGGUCGACCAAGCAUGGAUACGUACGGCAGCAGUUCAGCAUCAGGCGGAGGUCUCCAAAAUCAACAGUUCGGUGCAGGUGGCCGUCCGAGCAUGGAUGCGUACGGCAGCAGCUCAGGUCCGGGUGGUCAACGGCCCUAUGGUCGUCCUUCCAUGGAUGCAUACGGCUCUUCGCAAGGACCACCCAGCCAAUUUGACCCGUCGAGGUCUCAAGGCUCUCAAUUCGACCCAGCAAGAUCACAAGGCUCCGGCAUGCCUCCUACGAUGUCCGGUGGGCGUGGACCAUCGAUGGACGUAUCUCGGACAUCGCAAGGCCCUUCAGGUCAAUUUGAUCCGUCGCGGUCACAAGGUCCUACCUCAUCUUCCGAUCUGCCAAGCAGUCGUGGCCCGUCAAUGGGGCAACCAGGUGCCCCUCUGACGGCAACUCACCCGGCAUAUACUACACAAAAGUUCCAACCGUCACCACCUCAGGAUCAGCGCACCUUCUCUGGAGCUGCAGCGGGGCCUCCGACGCAGACCCCUGUGGAUGUUCGUCCAGCCUCAGGACCGCAGAACGGCGUGACAUCGCCCACAGUUGCGGGUCCUUCUGGCGCCUCAAUGCUGCCAAGCGCACAGCGGAGGACAGACAUGCAGCGGCCUAACUUGCCACCUCUACGGCCAGUCUUCGGUGUGUCACUUGAAGAGCUGUUCCGCCGUGACGGUAGUGCUGUGCCGACCAUCGUCUACGAAUGCGUCAAAGCUGUAGAUAUGUUCGGCCUCGAGACUGAAGGAAUCUAUCGCACUUCUGGCUCGGCACCCAAUAUCAUGCAGAUGAAGGCACAAUUCGAUCAUGAUUCGUCACAAGUCGACUUCAGCAACCAAGCAAACUUCCAUUACGAUAUCGCCUCAGUCACAACCCUCCUGAAGCAUUUCCUUCGCGACCUGCCAGACCCCCUCUUUACCAACGCCGCCUACUCUCAGUUCAUCCAAGCUGCCAAAGUUGACAACGACGACCACCGUCGCGACUCACUGCACGCCAUCAUCAACAAUUUGCCAGAUCCCAACUACGCGACACUACGCGUGUUGACACUGCAUCUCAAUCGGAUAGCGGCGAAAGCAGCUCAGAACAGGAUGACGCCUGCUAAUCUUGCUAUCUGCCUUGGACCGACCUUCAUGCAAAGCGGCGCUGGUGGAGGUGGGCCGACAGAUAUCAAGGACGCGGGCUGGCAAGCGCGUGUAGUUGAAACGAUACUCAACUAUACUUACGAGAUCUUCGAUGAUGACUGA